Molecule: messenger RNA, 883 nt
Organism: Terrapene triunguis (Three-toed box turtle)
Lineage: Eukaryota; Metazoa; Chordata; Testudines; Emydidae
Product: dynactin subunit 2-like
Exons: 11
Biological process (GO): mitotic spindle organization
Cellular component (GO): dynactin complex; cytoplasm; centrosome
Source: RefSeq, a predicted model, not a curated record
CCUCCUUGAGUCCCGGCCCCGGUGACUCCAGCUCAGGCCCCGACCCGGCCCCGCCGCCAUGGCCGAGCCCAAGUACGCGGAGCUGCCCGGCAUCGCCAAGAACGAGCCAGAUGUUUACGAGACUAGCGAUCUCCCAGAAGACGACCAGGCGGAGUUCGAUGCGGAGCUGGAGGAGCUGACGAGCACCAGCGUGGAGCACAUCAUCGUCAACCCCAACGCUGCCUACGACAAGUUUAAGGACAAGAGAGUGGGCACCAAAGGGCUCGACUUCUCGGAUCGCAUCAGCAAAGCCAAGCGGACGGGCUACGAGUCGGGGGAGUUUGAGAUUCUAGGGGAAGGCAUUGGUGUGAAAGAGACGCCCCGGCAGAAGUACCAGCGGCUGCUCCAUGAGGUUCACGAGCUGAGCACAGAGGUGGAGAAGAUACAGAGCACCGCGAAGGAUUCGGCGGCAGAGGAGAAGCUGAGCCCCGUGGCGCUCGCCAAGCAGGUCGUGGCCCUGAAGCAGCAGCUGGUCUCCACGCACCUGGAGAAGCUCCUGGGGCCGGACGCAGCCAUCAACCUGACUGACCCCGACGGAGCCCUCGCCAAGCGCCUGCUCAUUCAGCUGGAAGCGGCUAAGAGCGCCAGGGGCACCCCCGGGGCAGGGAAGAGCCCGUCGAAGGCCCCUGCGCCCGCAGGGAAUAUGGUGACCUAUGAGCUGCACUCGAGACCUGAACAAGACAAAUUCUCUCAGGCUGCAAAGAUAGCGGAGCUGGAGAAGCGGCUGAGCGAGCUGGAAGCCACGGUGUGCAGCGAGCAGGACAGCCAGAAUCCCCUGGCGGUUGGGCUGCAGGGAGCCAGCCUCAUGGAAACCGUGGAGAUCCUGCAGGCCAAAGUCAGCACC